GGGUAAAAAAAAACUCAGAGGUUAAUCGGAAAAAUAAGAAGCUUCUCCUCAAUCAUGUCUAACUUCAUUUUUCAACUUUGGUGACAGCUAAAGAAUAGUAAGUUAGAAGAUAUUUAGUAUCUUUCUUCUUCAACUGAAUCGCGAACAAGCCACCACCACUCGGAUCUCUCUAAUCGCCGAUCGGAAUCCGCCAUGGGAGUACCGGCGUUCUACAGAUGGCUCGCCGACCGAUACCCGAAGUCAAUUAGUGACGUCGUUGAAGAAGAACCUACCGAUGGAGGUCGUGGUGUCCUAAUUCCUGUUGAUAUCACCAGACCUAACCCUAACGGCUUCGAGUUUGAUAAUUUGUAUCUUGAUAUGAAUGGUAUCAUUCAUCCUUGUUUCCAUCCUGAAGGAAAGCCUGCACCUGCCACGUACGAUGAUGUAUUUAAAUCGAUGUUUGAGUACAUUGACCAUCUUUUUACUCUAGUACGUCCGAGGAAGAUUCUUUAUUUGGCUAUAGAUGGAGUUGCGCCCAGAGCAAAGAUGAAUCAGCAGCGUUCUCGACGUUUCAGGGCUGCAAAGGACGCAGCAGAGGCUGAAGCUGAAGAAGAGAGGUUGAGAAAAGAUUUUGAGAUGGAGGGCCAAAUCUUGUCUGCGAAAGAGAAAGCUGAAACCUGUGAUUCAAAUGUCAUUACUCCUGGGACCCCUUUUAUGGCUAUACUGUCAGUCGCUCUUCAGUAUUACAUCCAAUCUAGGUUAAACCAUAACCCUGGCUGGAGAUAUGUUAAGGUUAUUCUUUCUGAUUCAAAUGUUCCGGGCGAAGGAGAACACAAGAUAAUGUCAUACAUUCGUCUCCAACGUAAUCUUCCUGGUUUUGAUCCAAAUACACGGCAUUGUCUAUACGGUCUGGAUGCAGAUUUGAUAAUGCUCUCCUUAGCUACACAUGAAGUUCACUUUUCCAUCUUAAGAGAGGUUAUCACUUACCCUGGGCAACAAGAGAAAUGCUUUGUGUGUGGACAAACUGGUCACUUUGCUGCAGAUUGCCCUGGAAAAUCAGGUAGCACAAAUGCAGCAGCUGAUAUUCCAAUCCACAAGAAAAAAUAUCAGUUCCUGAACAUUUGGGUGUUGCGAGAAUAUUUGCAAUAUGAAUUGGCCAUUCCAGAUCCUCCUUUUAUGAUCAACUUUGAGAGAAUAAUAGACGACUUUGUAUUCCUUUGCUUCUUUGUUGGCAAUGACUUCCUACCUCAUAUGCCUACCCUGGAAAUUCGAGAGGGGGCUAUAAACUUGCUGAUGCAUGUUUACAGAAAGGAGUUUACAGCUAUGGGAGGCUAUCUAACAGAUUCUGGUGAGGUUCUACUAGAUAGGGUAGAGCAUUUCAUUCAAGCUGUCGCUGUAAAUGAAGAUAAAAUAUUUCAGAAAAGAACGCGGAUAAAACAGUCAAUGGAUAACAAUGAAGAAAUGAAACAAAGAUCAAGAAGAGACCCAUCUGAGGUACCACCUGAACCGAUAGACGAUAAGAUUAAAUUAGGAGAACCAGGCUACAAAGAGAGGUAUUAUGCUGAGAAAUUUAAUACGACCAAUCCAGAAGAAACUGAGCAAAUCAAACAAGACAUGGUACUAAAAUAUGUUGAAGGUUUGUGCUGGGUUUGCCGGUACUACUACCAAGGUGUAUGCUCUUGGCAAUGGUUUUACCCAUACCAUUAUGCUCCAUUUGCUUCAGAUCUUAAGAAUCUACCUGAUUUGGAAAUCACAUUUUUUAUUGGAGAGCCCUUUAAACCUUUAGACCAGUUAAUGGGAACCCUGCCGGCUGCAAGCUCAAAUGCUCUGCCUGGAGAAUACCGGAAGUUAAUGACUGAUCCCUCAUCCCCGAUCCUGAAAUUUUACCCUGCUGAUUUUGAUAUUGACAUGAAUGGAAAGCGCUUCGCCUGGCAGGGUAUUGCAAAACUUCCUUUCAUUGAGGAGAAACUAUUGUUAGCUGCUACAAGGAAGCUUGAAGAAACGCUAACGGUGGAAGAACGGCAACGCAACAGUGUGAUGCUUGAUUUGUUAUACGUACACCCCGCUCAUCCUCUGGGCCAGCGGAUCCUGCAGUACUACCAUAUCUACCAGCACUUGCCACCACAUGAAUGUCUUCCAUGGAUGAUUGACCCGAAUUCUAGCCAAGGAAUGAACGGUUUUCUUUGGUUUAGUGAAAGGAAUGGGUUCCAAACUAGAGUGGAUUCCCCUGUUAAUGGUUUGCCAUGCAUUGAGCAGAACCGAGCCUUAAAUGUUACAUACCUGUGUCCUGCCAAACACUCUCAUAUCUCAGAACCACCAAGAGGAGCGAUCAUUCCGGACAAGAUCUUGACGUCAGCAGAUAUAAAACCAUUUCCUCUUUUAUGGCAUGAAGACAAUAGCAACCGACGCCGACAAGCCCGAGAUAGGCCACAAGUAGCUGGAGCUAUAGCUGGGCCUUCGCUGGGAGAAGCAGCUCAUCGUCUGAUCAAAAACACCCUUAACAUGAAAUCCUCUACUGGUGCGGCUUCAGGAUUAAUUGACCCAAACGGAUACUACCGAAAUGUACCGGGUAAUCAUUAUUAUGGUGGAGUCAAUAGACCAAGAGCACCGGGUCCCUCUCCAUACAGGAAAGCUUAUGAUGAUGACUCGAGCUAUUACUACUAUGGAAAGUAUAACAAUAGCUCACAGGGAACGUUUAGCAACGGUCCAAGGUAUCCUGGUCCAUCAAAUGGAUCACAAGACUAUAACCGGAACUACAACUCCAAGAUAGUAGCAGAACAGCAGAACCGUGGUGGACUUAGAGCUGGAAUAUCUGGUUUAUCGAUAGAAGAUAACGGCAGAAGCAAACAAUUGUAUUCAAGUUAUACAGAAGCUGCUAAUGCAAAUUUGAACCGGUUGCCUUCACCGCCCACCCAAUGGAUCGGUACACAGCCAGGUGGUAAUUUUGUCGGUGGAUACUAUAGGGAAGGAGUUGGGUAUGGCGAAACAAAUGGAAAACCGGUAAAGAAAGUAAUUUAUCAGGCCAAGACACAACAAAGUCAUCGAGGCACAAACGAAUGAGAUUUUAGUUGAGGCAAUGGAGGUUUCUCUGUACAGGUACGAUGCAACGUUCCGCAGCAUUUUCUGCCAUCAGUUUUCUUAAAUUUCUGGCUAAAGGCAAAUGUACAAUGUACCUUUUGGACAUUUCUUUUGUUAUAUAUAUAUAUUUAUUUACAUUAAACUUGUUUUAGAGUCUUUAGACAGCUUUUGGCAAUUUGAUAUUGGACUCUCUCUUCCUUCUUCUA
Arabidopsis lyrata subsp. lyrata is the source of this 3263-nucleotide messenger RNA. Its product is annotated as 5'-3' exoribonuclease 4. Lineage: Eukaryota; Viridiplantae; Streptophyta; Magnoliopsida; Brassicales; Brassicaceae. Gene Ontology annotation, cellular component: nucleus. The coding region runs from base 193 to 3039 and encodes 948 amino acids. The record is from RefSeq and is a predicted model, not a curated record. Gene Ontology annotation, biological process: nuclear-transcribed mRNA catabolic process. The transcript has 22 exons. Gene Ontology annotation, molecular function: RNA binding; zinc ion binding; 5'-3' RNA exonuclease activity.